Messenger RNA from Gadus chalcogrammus (walleye pollock), 6473 nucleotides. RefSeq lists its product as uncharacterized. Gene Ontology annotation, molecular function: protein binding. NCBI's taxonomy places the organism in Eukaryota, Metazoa, Chordata, Actinopteri, Gadiformes, Gadidae. The record is from RefSeq and is a predicted model, not a curated record.
AAGCUUUAUUGGCAUGACAAAUAAACAAUUUACAUUGCCCAAGCAGGUGAUCAAUAAAGAGAAUAUGGUAUAAAACGUUAAAUACAAAAUGUAUAUGAAUAUCAGACAUAAUACCAAGUAAUGGUGGGCUAACUUCAGCGUCGGAAUAAAAAGUUACAUCUCGUAAAGAGCAAAAAGUCUCUUCUCUUCUGAUUGAUUGCUCUGUUUUUAAUGAAACCUUUUAUAUUCAAUGUUUCCUCGACCAUCGAUCGACCCUCACCAGAGCCCGUCUACAUAAGACAUUCUGCCCUCACGCACCCACCUCUGGGAAGUCCAUUUACGGAUCGCGUCAUGACUUUGGCCUAAAGUUAAAUAAAUCGAGCAAUAUUCGAUGUCAAAUAUAUACAUAUACCAAUACUUAAAAUUCAAGGCAAAGCAGAUUUUUUUUUUUAACUAAUCACACAAGUCCCGUUUUCUACCAGCUCCAAUUUGGAAGUUUUUUUUAAUCAGAAUUACUAGAUAUCGUGAACAUCAUCGUAUGAUAACAUAUAUGCACAAUAUACGCAACAGAUAUGUGACCUUAUGUUGAAUCAAUAUAACUUGGUUAUAGGGGAAUUUACAAUAAUACAGACGCACCACCAAACAUUUAUUGAGAUGCACCUUUAUAAUACAGGUGCAUUUAGGUGUGUAUUCGCGUAUUUGCCGUUGCAAAAGUAUAUGGUUAUUCGUUUUUGUGGCUGUUUGUGGUUUAGCCUAUGGGGCGGUCUUUAGACGGCAGUUGAAAUGCAAUCCGAUCCAACAAGGAAAAGAAACUUAAAACUGCGCCAUAUUAACAUGACGUGGAGGGACUCUUUCUGGAGACAAAGAACAACACCAUAUAAACGAUGUAAUCCAACAAGCCCCAAAGCAUUAUAAGGUUUCUAGGUCUCCAGUUGACAAUGAAUGAAGAGGGAGAAAAAGGGGGUCCUACCCCUAAAUCCACUCUGUCUGGGGAACAUGGCCGCCAGAGUAAAGACCAGAGCCCAGAGCAGCAGCAGAGAGCAGACUCCACUGGACCCAGCUGUGUCUCCAUGAAGAGUGACCGCUCCAUGGAUCACCCUGCUACGUUUAAAGAUGGAAAUCAGUCGAUUGAGAAAAGAAGAGUCCAGCAGCAGAGAGCAGACUCCCCUGGACCCAGCUGUGUCUCCAUGAAGAGUGACCACUCCAUAGAUCACCCUGCUACGUUUAAAGAUGGAAAUCAGUCGAUUGAGAAAAGAAGAGUCCAACAGCAGAGAGCAGACUCCCCUGGACCCAGCUGUGUCUCCAUGAAGAGUGACCGCUCCAUGGAUCAUCCUGCUACGUUUAAAGAUGGAAAUCAGUCUAUUGAGAAAAGAAGAGUCCAACAGCAGAGAGCAGACUCCCCUGGACCCAGCUGUGUCUCCAUGAAGAGUGACCACUCCAUGGAUCAUCCUGCUACGUUUAAAGAUGGAAAUCAGUCGAUUGAGAAAAGAAGAGUCCAGCAGCAGAGAGCAGACUCCCCUGGACCCAGCUGUGUCUCCAUGAAGAGUGACCACUCCAUGGAUCACCCUGCUACGUUUAAAGAUGGAAAUCAGUCGAUUGAGAAAAGAAGAGUCCAACAGCAGAGAGCAGACUCCCCUGGACCCAGCUGUGUCUCCAUGAAGAGUGACCGCUCUAUGGAUCACCCUGCUACGUUUAAAGAUGGAAAUCAGUCUAUUGAGAAAAGAAGAGUCCAACAGCAGAGAGCAGACUCCCCUGGACCCAGCUGUGUCUCCAUGAAGAGUGACCACUCCAUGGAUCAUCCUGCUACGUUUAAAGAUGGAAAUCAGUCUAUUGAGAAAAGAAGAGUCCAGCAGCAGAGAGCAGACUCCCCUGGACCCAGCUGUGUCUCCAUGAAGAGUGACCGCUCCAUGGAUCACCCUGCUACGUUUAAAGAUGGAAAUCAGUCUAUUGAGAAAAGAAGAGUCCAACAGCAGAGAGCAGACUCCCCUGGACCCAGCUGUGUCUCCAUGAAGAGUGACCACUCCAUGGAUCAUCCUGCUACGUUUAAAGAUGGAAAUCAGUCUAUUGAGAAAAGAAGAGUCCAGCAGCAGAGAGCAGACUCCCCUGGACCCAGCUGUGUCUCCAUGAAGAGUGACCACUCCAUGGAUCACCCUGCUACAUUUAAAGAUGGAAAUCAGUCGAUUGAGAAAAGAAGAGUCCAACAGCAGAGAGCAGACUCCACUGGACCCAGCUGUGUCUCCAUGAAGAGUGACCACUCCAUGGAUCACCCUGCUACGUUUAAAGAUGGAAAUCAGUCGAUUGAGAAAAGAAGAGUCCAACAGCAGAGAGCAGACUCCCCUGGACCCAGCUGUGUCUCCAUGAAGAGUGACCGCUCCAUGGAUCACCCUGCUACGUUUAAAGAUGGAAAUCAGUCGAUUGAGAAAAGAAGAGUCCAACAGCAGAGAGCAGACUCCCCUGGACCAACCUGUGUCUCCAUGAAGAGUGACCGCUCUAUGGAUCACCCUGCUACGUUUAAAGAUGGAAAUCAGUCUAUUGAGAAAAGAAGAGUCCAGCAGCAGAGAGCAGACUCCCCUGGACCCAGCUGUGUCUCCAUGAAGAGUGACCACUCUAUGAGUCCACCUCCUAACCUUAAAGAUGGACGACCCUCCAGAGAGGAGAGAAGAGUCCAGCAGCAGAGAGCAGACUCCCCUGGACCCAGCUGUGUCUCCAUGAAGAGUGACCGCUCUAUGAAUCAACCUCCUAACCUUAAAGAUGGACGCCCCUCCAGAGAGGAGAGAAGAGUCCAGCAGCAGAGAGCAGACUCCCCUGGACCCAGCUGUGUCUCCAUGAAGAGUGACCACUCUAUGGGAGAACCUUGGAGUUUUAAAGAUGGAAAUCAGUCUAUUGAGAAGAGAAGAGUCCAGCAGCAGAGAGCAGACUCCUCUGGACCCAGCUGUGUCUCCAUGAAGAGUGACCACUCUAUGAAUAGACCUCCUAACCUUAAAGAUGGACGCCCCUCCAGAGAGGAGAGAAGAGUCCAGCAGCAGAGAGCAGACUCCCCUGGACCCAGCUGUGUCUCCAUGAAGAGUGACCACUCUAUGAAUCGACCUCCUAACCUUAAAGAUGGACGCCCCUCCAGAGAGGAGAGAAGAGUCCAGCAGCAGAGAGCAGACUCCCCUGGACCCAGCUGUGUCUCCAUGAAGAGUGACCGGUCUAUGGGAGAACCUUGGAACUUUAAAGAUGGAAAUCAGUCUAUUGAGAAGAGAAGAGUCCAGCAGCAGAGAGCAGACUCCUCUGGACCCAGCUGUGUCUCCAUGAAGAGUGACCGCUCUAUGAAUCGACCUCCUCUCCUUAAAGAUGGACGCCCCUCCAGAGAGGAGAGAAGCGUCCAGCAGCAGAGAGCAGACUCCCCUGGACCCAGCUGUGUCUCCAUGAAGAGUGACCGCUCUAUAAAUCAACCUCCUCUCCUUAAAGAUGGACGCCCCUCCAGUGAGGAGAGUCAACCCCACCAGAUAUCAAAGGUUACCAGUGCUCAGUCUGUACAGCAGCAUCAAACAGAGCUGAUCAAGAGGGCUGAGGAGAACGCACACGCUUUCCUAGACAAGGAGCUGAAGAAGCUCUGGAGGGAUCUCUUCUCAGAUUACCCACAAUGCUCAGAGAGUCAGAGGGAGGAGGAGGAGUUGGAUGCUAAGAACGAGGAGCAGAGGAGGCGCGCCAUAGAGGGAGUGGUGGACAUCACAAAGCUCUGCCUGAUGGAGAUGAACCAGGAGGAACUGGCAGACACACUGUGGGCCGGAUCUGCUGCUGUUGAGUGCCAACAUAAAAUCAAGUCUCAUUUGAAGAAGAAGUUAAAGUGUGUCUCUGAGGGAAUCCCUAAAGCAGGAAAUCCAACGGGUCUGAAUGACUUCUACACAGAGCUCUUCAUCACAGAGAGAGCCAGUGGAGAGGUCAACAAGGAACAUGAGGUCAGACUGAUUGAAACAGCUUCCAGGAAACCAGCCAAGGAAGAAACACCAAUAAAAUGUGAAGACAUCUUUAAACCCUUACCUGGACGAGAUCAACCAAUAAGAACAAUAAUGACAACUGGAGUGGCCGGCAUUGGUAAAACCAUCGUAACACAAAAGUUCACUCUGGACUGGGCUGAAGGCAAAGCCAACCACGACAUACACUUCACAUUUCUGUUAACUUUCAGAGAGCUGAAUUUACUGAAAGAGAAAGAGUUUAGCUUGGUGGAACUUCUUCAUCACUUCUUUAUUGAGACCAAAGAAGCAGGAAAUCUGCAGAUAUCCACAGGUUACCAAGUUGUCUUCAUCUUAGAUGGUCUGGAUGAGUGUCGACUUCCUCUGGAAUUCCAGAGUAACCCGAUCUGGACUGAUGUCACAAAGUCCACCUCGGUGGACGUGCUGCUGACAAACCUCAUCAGGGGCGACCUGCUUCCCUCCGCUCGUAUAUGGAUAACCACACGUCCUGCGGCAGCCAAUCAGAUCCCUGCUGAGUGUGUUGACAGGGUGACAGAGGUGAGGGGGUUCACCGACCCACAGAAGGAGGAGUACUUCAGGAAGAGAUUCAGAGACGAGGCGCUGGCCAACACAAUCAUCUCCCACGUCAAGAAAUCACGAAGCCUCCACAUCAUGUGUCACAUCCCAGUCUUCUGUUGGAUCACUGCUACAGUUCUGGAGGACAUCUUAAAAACAUCCAAGAGAGGAGAAGAGAUGCCCAAGACCGUGACUCAGAUGUACAGCCACUUCCUGAGGGUUCAGUCCGAUACAGGGGGACAGGAAGUAUCGUCGAUAGAUGAAAAAGAUCCACAGUGGAGUUCAGAGAGCAAGGAUAUCAUUUUUAAACUGGGAGAACUUGCUUUCAACCAGCUGAGAGAAGGCAACCUGAUCUUCUACGAGGAAGACCUGGCAGACUGUGGCAUCGACAUCAAAGCAGCCUCAGUGUACUCAGGAGUCUUCACCCAGAUCUUUAGAGAGGAGUUUGGGCUGUACCAGGACAAGGUGUUCUGCUUUGUCCAUCUGAGCCUCCAGGAGUUUCUGGCUGCUCUUUAUGUCUUUCUGUCCUUCAUCAACGAUGGUGUCAAUCUGCUCUCAGAAGAACCACCCACCUCUGGGGAAGAUAAACUCCUCCUCCUCUACCAGAGUGCUGUGGACAAGGCCUUACAGAGUGAGAACGGACACCUGGACUUGUUCCUCCGCUUCCUCCUGGGCCUCUCUCUGGAGACCAAUCAGAUUGUCCUACGAGGUCUGCUGGGACAGAGAAGAAGUACCUCACAGACCAAUACAAAAACAGUGUCUUACAUCAAGGAGAAGAUAGAUGACGAUCUCUCUCCAGAGAGAAGCAUCAAUUUGUUCCACUGUCUGAAUGAGCUGAACGACCGUUCUCUAGUGAAGGAGAUCGAACAGUACCUGACAUCAGGAAGACUCUCCAGGGACUAUCUCUCUCCUGCUCAGUGGUCAGCUCUGGCCUUCAUCCUACUGACAUCAGAAGAGGAGCUAGACGUGUUUGACCUGAAGAAAUACUCUGCUUCAGAGGAGGGUCUUCUGAGGCUGCUGCCAGUGGUCAAAGCCUCCAAAACAUCUCUGCUGAAUGGCUGUCAUCUGUCAGAGAGAUGCUGUGAAGCUCUGGCCUCAGUUCUCAGCUCCAGCUCUACUGAAAAGCUGGACCUGAGUACCAAUCAUCUGCAGGAUUCAGGAGUGAAGCUGCUCUCUGCUGGACUGGGGAGUCCACACUGUACACUGGAAACUCUCAGCCUCAAUGGCUGUCAUCUGUCAGAGAGAUGCUGUGAAGCUCUUGCCUCAGUUCUCAGCUCCAACUCCUCUAGUCUGAGGGAGCUGGAGCUGAGUACCAAUGAUCUGCAGGAUUCAGGAGUGAAGCUGCUCUCUGCUGGACUGAGGAGUCCACACUGUACACUGGAAACUCUCAGCCUCAAUGGCUGUGAUCUGUCAGAGAGAUGCUGUGAAGCUCUGGCCUCAGUUCUCAGCUCCAAGUCCUCUAGUCUGAAAAAGCUGGACCUGAGUACCAAUGAUCUGAAGGAUUCAGGAGUGAAGCUGCUCUCUGCUGGACUGGGGAGUCCACACUGUACACUGGAAACUCUCAGCUUGUCUGGCUGCCUGGUCACACAGGAAGGCUGUGCUUCUCUGGCCUCAGCUCUGAGCUCCAACCCCUCCCAUCUGAGAGUGCUGGACUUGAGCUACAAUCACCCAGGAGACUCUGGAGCUGCGCUGCUCUCUGCUGGACUGGAGGAUCCACACUGGAGACUGGACACUCUCAGUGUGGAGCACGGUGGAGUGUGGAGGCUGAAACCAGCUCUAAAGAAGUAUGCCUGUGACCUCACACUGGACCCCAACACGGCCGGCAGACGACUCUCUCUGUCUGAGGACAACAGGAAGGCGUGCAGCAGCUGGAUGGAGAGGCUGGGUUCUGAGGCUUGCAGCCCCAGGAUGGAGCAGAGACCGAGGCUGGAGACCAGAGGCCCGCAGCACCGGACCAGAGGGUAACAUCACCUCCUUGAC